UUCCGUCGUCUGCUGUGAGCCGAGGUCGACGAAAACGGAGAAGGCUCGGAUAAACAUUCGACAAAUACUUGUGCAUCAGGAAGAUGAUCAAAUCAGCCUUAAAGCUGCUGGCCUUCCCCAGUUUCAGAGAUCGAUUAUUAUCUCAAAGCUUGAUCGGCGAAGGUGCGAGAUUUACGGGUUCUGCUAAUAUUUGGCGAAAUUUUCACACCACAAGAUGUCAAAAGACAGAAGACAGGAAAAUGAUGCUGGCAUCUUUACCUCGUGUUGACGAAGGAACCAAAGGAGAGAACUUACUUCAGAUUGACAAUAUGCUAGCCAGCUCAGAGUUUGUGUUCCCUGAUGAAUCUACGCCCUUCAAACUCCACGACGGAAUACCCUACAAAGAUUUACCCAUCUGCAAUAUCAAGGUUUCACUGAACAACACAAUCAUCACCUUAACCGACUGCCACGGAACAGUGCAAAUGAUACAUAGCUGCGGAAAGGAGGGAUUCAAGAACACGCGUAAAGGCACUAACAUCGCUGCUCAAGCCACAGCCACUACUUUUGGCGCGAAAACGCUCCGAAGCGGGAUAAAAACCGUCCGUGUUCGCAUUCGAGGCAUGGGUCCUGGUAGAUUGUCAUCGAUAAAAGGUCUGCAAUUAGGAGGGCUGAACAUUGUGUCUAUAACGGACAAUACUCACGUGUCAUGGAACCCGCCAAGGCCGCGAAAAGCGAGAAGAUUGUAAAAUAUUUCAAAAGACAUUAUCGGGGUUUGGUGGAAAUACAGAACGUAGAUAUAACCAUUCAUCGCUUCACACAUGAAUAUGACCAUAUUUACUCCAAUGUUGUAUCAACAGAGAAGUAACAAUUUGUGAACUAUUUUGUAACUACUGUACAUGCAUGUACAUUAUCAUGAAAUGAUUAUUUCUUGAAAUAAAUAUGUCGAAGAAUCGCAAAGUAGGAA
Molecule: messenger RNA, 943 nt
Organism: Diprion similis
Lineage: Eukaryota; Metazoa; Arthropoda; Insecta; Hymenoptera; Diprionidae
Gene: mRpS11
Product: 28S ribosomal protein S11, mitochondrial
Exons: 5
Coding region: 84-725 (213 amino acids)
Biological process (GO): maturation of SSU-rRNA from tricistronic rRNA transcript (SSU-rRNA, 5.8S rRNA, LSU-rRNA); ribosomal small subunit assembly; translation
Cellular component (GO): mitochondrial small ribosomal subunit; ribosome
Molecular function (GO): structural constituent of ribosome; mRNA 5'-UTR binding; small ribosomal subunit rRNA binding
Source: RefSeq, a predicted model, not a curated record